AUGAAUGCACCUGGAAAUAAUCAAAUGAUUGCCCCAAAAAUUCAAAAGCAAUUGGUGAAUGCUUGUGUCGUUGAGACCACAAACGAUAUUAUAGCUGAUCUUGGAGAUAGGUGGUUCACUUUACUACUUGAUGAGGCUCGUGACUGUUCAGUGAAAGAGCAAAUGAUAGUUGUUAUUAGAUAUGUGAACAAACAUGGAGAGGUGAUUGAACGAUUUAUGGCUGUAGUUCAUGUUGCAACAACUACAGCUGCUUGUUUGAAGGAGGCAAUCGACUCUUUAUUUGCUAAGUAUGGUUUGUCAGUGGCGAGAUUGAGGGGUCAAGGAUAUGAUGCUGUUGCUCAAGCAAAUCAAUAUGUUUGUGAUUUUAUGUGGAUUGUUGGUUCGAUUGUGAACACAUCUCCAUCAUCUUGCAAAACGGCCGACAAACUUCGACAACUUGAACAUGACAGAAAAGUUAAACUUCUUGAAAGAGGAGAGAUUAGUUAUGGUAGAGGACUAAACCAAGAAACUAGUCUAGCUAGACCUGAAGAUACACGAUGGGGGUCUCAUCAUUCAACUUUAUGUCGUAUUGAACAAAUGUGGCCAUCUGUUAUAGAGGUUCUUCAAAAUUUGAUUGAUGAUGGUGAUCGUUCUUCUAAAGGUUUAAGUAGAACUUUGGUUGAAAUAAUGGAGAGGUAUGAAUUUGUGUUUAUUCUACUAUUGAUGAAACGUAUAUUGGUUAUCGAUAUUAUUCUACAGGAGAUGGAUAGUCGUUUCUCUGAAACAACUACAGAUUUGUUGAUUUAUAUGUCAUGUCUUGAUCCUAGGAACUCAUUCUCUAGAUUUGAUGUACAGAAGUUAGUGCGUCUAGCUCAUUUUUAUGAGGAUGAUUUUUCUUGGAAUGAGCGUAUGUUGGUUGAACAAGAGCUUAAAACAUAUAUUGAUGACGUCAGAUCAAAUGUACGAUUUGAAGGCAUUUCAGAUUUGGGAGCUCUUGCAAAAAAAAUGAUUGAAACAAUGAAGAACCGUGUAUUUCCUUUGGUUUAUCGGAUGAUUGAGCUAGCCUUACUUCUUCCAGUUGCUACUACAACCGUUGAAAGAGUGUUUUCAGCAAUGAAUAUUGUCAAAACAGAUUUACGAAAUAGGAUUGGAGAUGAAUGGAUGAAUGAUAGUUUGGUAGUCUAUAUCGAGAAAGAUGUUUUUAAUACUGUCGACAAUGAGCCAAUUUUACAGCGUUUUCAGAACAUGGAGUCUCGAAGAAUGUAA
This is a messenger RNA of Zingiber officinale, 1245 nucleotides long. RefSeq lists its product as uncharacterized. NCBI's taxonomy places the organism in Eukaryota, Viridiplantae, Streptophyta, Magnoliopsida, Zingiberales, Zingiberaceae. The transcript has 3 exons. Gene Ontology annotation, molecular function: protein dimerization activity. The record is from RefSeq and is a predicted model, not a curated record. The coding region runs from base 1 to 1245 and encodes 414 amino acids.